UCUGCAAGAGGGGAAACUUCCCUGCAAUAGCGGCUCAGGCUCUUCUCCCAAGUGUCCUUGCCUCCAGCCGAGAUCCUGCAAAAAGGAACCUUGAGAGGCAAAAGCCACGCACAAAGUGUCAAUCUGCACCAGCGCACUCACCUCUCCCGGUUUCUCUUGCUCUGCAGCUUCAGGUUGUUGUGGUUGAUGCUGGCUUCCGUUCUCUGGUCUUUCUGCCCUCCCUAAAACAAGGGUCCACCGGCAGGAAGAUCUACAGAUCUGCCAACUCCGAGUGAGUUAAUAACUCGCUCUUAGCGCUUCGGAUUUAAAGGAUGGUGUAAGUGAGGAGCUUCCAGCCAAAUCCAACAUGGGCGCAAACACCUCCAGCAAGUCACCACCAUUUGACGAGAACGAAGACGUCACCUUCGACCAUUUUGAAAUUUUGAGAGCCAUUGGAAAAGGCAGCUUUGGAAAGGUAUGCAUUGUCCAGAAGAAUGACACCAAGAAAAUGUACGCCAUGAAAUAUAUGAACAAGCAAAAGUGUGUGGAACGGAAUGAAGUGAGAAAUGUCUUCAAGGAGCUACAGAUCAUGCAGGGAUUGGAACACCCUUUCCUUGUGAAUUUGUGGUAUUCAUUCCAGGAUGAGGAAGACAUGUUUAUGGUGGUUGAUCUGCUUCUUGGAGGAGAUUUGCGUUACCACCUGCAGCAAAAUGUCCGCUUCCAAGAGAGCACCGUGAAGCUGUUCAUCUGUGAACUAGCAUUGGCACUGGACUAUCUCCAGAGCAGGAACAUCAUCCACAGGGACAUAAAGCCUGAUAACAUCUUGCUGGAUGAACAGGGACAUGUGCAUGUCACAGACUUCAAUAUUGCCACCGUGAUAACAAAAGACACUCAGGUCACCACUAUUGCUGGCACUAAACCAUAUAUGGCACCCGAGAUGUUCAGUUCUAUAAAACCCAUUGGCUAUUCCUAUGCUGUUGACUGGUGGUCAUUAGGCAUUACAGCCUAUGAACUUCUGAGAGGCCGGAGGCCAUAUCACAUUCGCUCUAGUACUGCUGCAAACGAAAUUGCCCACAUCUUCAAGACAGCCACAGUUAUGUAUCCUGCUGCUUGGUCAAAGGAUAUGGUGUCCUUAAUCCAAAAGCAGCCGUUAUGUAUUAUAGAUGAGACCAACUGGGAUGUCAAGUUUGGUCCUGGCUCUCUCGUCUCGAGUAAAUUUCAUAAGAAAGGUUUCAGUGCAUUAAAUCAGGGAUGGAGCAUUUCCACACACAAACUAAACACCUUCCAGCCCCUCUACUGCCAGUUACGCAAGUUAAUGGAAAUAAAUACAGAGGAGCGGUUUUCUCAACUGACCGAUAUCCAAGACUUUGCUUAUUUGUCCGAUAUCAACUGGGAUGCUGUACUUCAAAAGACAGUAGAGCCUGGAUUCCUUCCUACCAAAGGGAAGUUGAACUGUGACCCAACCUUUGAACUUGAAGAAAUGAUCCUGGAGUCCAAGCCACUUCAUAAGAAGAAAAAACGCCUGGCUAAGAAGGAGAAGGAAAGCAGCAAAAAUGAUUCCAUGGAGACUUGCCAGCUUCAGAAACACCUGGAGUCAAUCCAAAGGGACUUCAUCAUUUUCAACAGAGAGAAGAUGAGGAAACAGCAUAAUGAAAUGCAAGAGAACUUGACACUGACACAAACCAAAGACAAUCAGGAAGAAGACGACCAAAAUAAUAAUCUUUGAAAUCAGUUUAGCUUCUGCUGAGGUCUUGCUGUCCAAGGUCCAGGCGUCUACUUUACCUACUUCAUGGAGCUCAACAAAUCAAACUGCACACUGCUAUCAAGACAAGGCAGACAGCUUCCCUUGCUAUGGUCUCUCCAAACCGGAAGCUGAGUGUCUCCUUCCACCAUAAGGAGUUAGGGCCUAGUCUCUUGCAGCAGUGCAUAAGGCGCAAAUUCUGAUUUUAUGCCUUUUCUGGUGUUUUAGAAAAGCAGGAAAGGAGGUGGUGUUUUCCCCUCAAAGGCAACAAGAAUGAAGAAAGGCUAAGGUCAUAUUUUCUUUAUGUAGCUUUUCUGUGGCAGGAUGUAGGGUUUGCUGAUUAUUGGGCUCAGUCAACUGCCUGUAGGCAAGUGAUAAGGUUUUUAUUAAGUGUUUGUUAGGUGGGUGGCUGCAUAUUUUAAUAGAGGUUUCAAACAGAUGGCCCGAAACUAAAAUUGUGCAAAUGGACAACAAGAGAGUCCAGUGUCAACACCAGCUUUUUCUGCACCAGCAACUACUCUGAUCUAAAGCUUAUAUUUAGUACACCAGCUCAAAAUAUACGAAGAAUUAUUAUUUGCCAUGGAUCCCCCCCUUUAUUGGCACUAUAUAUGUAGCGUUCAAGGGCAAAUGGAUGUGGUGAGUGUGUGAUCUUAGAGUUGCUAUGUGAAUCAGAAAUUGAAUUGUUGGCAAGUAGAUACAAACAAAGAUAUAAGUCACUAAAAUCUUCUAAGGGGAUGUGGUUAGAUAGAACUCACCAGCAAGUGCAACUGACAACUCUAACCGUGGGGGAUGGGGCUGAACCUAAAACAUUGUUUUUAAAAGAAAUGAAAUAAAGGCUGCAUAAUCAGGAAUAAAUAGUCAUUCAGCAAAGGUUGAUGCUCCCUAAGAUCAAUAUGACAGCACAUCACACUUAACUGUAUGAAGCCUAUUACCUUUGUAGCCUUAGGUUGCAAUUUGACACUGUAUGCACUCAGAUCUGCUAGGAGCUGCCAAAGGAGAACGGGCAAGUGGGGUGGAGCGAGUGUACAAAGCAUAACAAUUACAUAAGCCUCCAUUUUUGGCAAUAUUAAGAAUAGUUCUUUAAGGGAAACCAAUAUUGUAUGUAUCGAAAAUUCACUAGAUUUUUGCUCUGUCCUGCUUCAGGACUCUAGCCAUCUUCUUGCCAUGUUCUCUUCUCUCCAUGUUCCCGCUGGAACGCAGCUGGCCAAGUGAUAUCACCGAUGUGAAAGUCAAGCCCAUAGUCUCCAGCUGGAGUCCUUUCCGUGGCUGUUUGCAACCGGGAGUCAAAAUAAGCCAAGUGAUUAUUCCACCGCUCUUGUGGCCAACUGCCCCCUGGUGGCCUUUCCUUUGCGUGCACACUCGUGCACAAAAAAAUGUUUUUAAAAGAAAAGAAGCAAAGAAAAAGAAACUCUGCAAGGAAUAGACACAAUCCAGCUGUAAGUUCAGUACUUUUCGAUGCCAUUUAUUUGAAAAGUAGAGUUAAACAUUGGCUAGACUAUGCCCAGCAUCUUGGGUUUUAAUCACCGUAUUGAAGCAAGGCAGACAGACACUUCAUAUAUUUGGCUGAGCAAGCAAUCCCAUCUUUGCUUUAUAGGCUCACUGGGCUGCUUUCACAUACAAAAAGCUGCUUUCUAUUAAUAUCUGGUUUCUCUUGCACUCAAGGAAAGCCACUGCCUUGUGGGGAGAGGACCAAUCAUCUGGAAUAAGUAGUUUAUCUGCAUGCACAAAGAAAGACAGGCUGCUUAAACCCAUCUAUUUCUUCAGGCAGCUUAAGCUAAAAUUGCUGCCUUAGAUGUUGAAAUCGAUAAAAUGUUCUCUAAGGCCCUCUAGCUACAUCCUUUUUAUGUGUACUUCCUGCAAAAAUAAUAAUAAUAACAACCCACAAUUUAUUUUUCAACAAAACACUUUGGCUUCUUUCUGCCAAAGAAAACCGCCCCAGGUAGCAGCUGGCUGUGAUCCAGCUCUCCACUGCUUUUAAAGGUGAAAGGCCAGUACCUGUCUUGGGGCCAAAAUAUUUCCAAAAUGAAAUAUAUUUGGCAUGGAAUUAUCCCAGAACCAGAGUCGAAGCAGAUUCCAAAGUAGUUGGGAUCGGAGCAUUGCCUUGUGUGCCUGUUGGAAUCAUUGCAUUCAAUAAGAAGCAGUGUCUUUGUAGUGACUCAUCCUGCAUUGGAGACUGUACACUCGUCUCUCCUUGGCUUUUAUCAAUUUCUCUUCUGUAGACCAGGCAUGAAUGCAAUUGUAUAACGCUAAUCAUUAGAUAGCCAAGGUUAUUAUUACCCAACACAAAAGGUGAUCACAAACUACCCUUCCUUUGGCCAUGGUGCAUUAAGCAUAAUAGAUGCCAACAUACUGAAUAAGCUCUAAGGCUGGACUAUGCUCUGUGCUCUGCCUGGGCUGUACAGCUGAGAUGGCUAACUGGGGGCUCCCAGGCUCCAGCUCUCCCUGCCAUCAUUCCGCCUGGCCUGCUGCACCAGGCUGAAUGGUCAGGGCAUUGCUUCUUAACUGGGAGGAGCCCAUGCCACUGUACAGUAUCAAUGAAAAUCCACAAAGCCCUUUAACACAGCUUUGGUCCAACUUUCCACUAUUCACACUAUAUUGAAUUUAAGUCUUACUGCUAUGCUAGCACAAUCUGUACGCCAGUCCCAUUGGCUUGAUAUCUCAGCUGCAUGUAAAGCCUAAAAAUAAAUUGGGAUUGUUGCAGCACAGCCUUGUUGAGAUGUGUUGCUUUUUUAAGGCUGAAUGUGAGCUACUAGACUGAUUUGUACAAUGUAGAACAGUCAGCCUCAAAAGACUGAUAUUACUAGUGACGUCAUUGGCACUACCCAAUCGGUGCCCAAAAAACACAAUGAUAAGCUGUGAAACACCCACUUUUUAAAAUAGGUUUGUGAGUUAUGGGGCAAGACAGCAUUUUUAAAUUUUUUAUUUUUUUGGUAUAUCAAACUGUGGGCUUAGGGUCAAACAGGAUAUAGUAAAUGUAUUAGCAUAUUUCUGUAUGUAUCAACACCCACACACAUCUUGAUUGGAACUGUGAAAGUCAACCCUGGCCUAUUUCCUCCAAAAAUGUUCCCCUGAAGUUGCUAUUUAUGCUAUAGCCUCUCAUUCAGAAAAACUGCACUAGGCGAGAGGGUUAAAACUCCCUCCCCCCAGGGUGGUUGUUUUUUUGAAUUAAAGAUAGUGAGAUGCAACAAUACAUUAAACGUACUAUCCUAUUUGAUGCUCUGUUGGUAAAUGUGUUUUGCAGCAACAGAAUCAGUAGCUGAAAACUGUUUAUGGUACAAUAAAACUUUUGUGGACAGGAGUGCCUUAUGUCUAAUUUGAAUCCUAGAGUAUGCCACAACUUGUGAGGUAUUGCACUAUUUUAAUACGCUAAAAGACAACACUUUGGAUUGAAGAGGACAUGAGCUGCUGGCUAUUUCAGAGCUACCACUUUAGGGCCAAGCAGCAGCAAUAAUUGUUUUUUUGCAUUCCAUAGGUAACCAACAUGGUGCCCUUCAGAUGUUGUUUGACCAGCCCCAGCCAGCAUGACCAAUGGUCAGAGAUUAUGAGAGCUUGCGUCCAGCAACAUCUGAAGAGCACGGUGUAGGCUACCCUUGCUCGGUGCAGUUUUGAUCUCUUGUCACUUUCAAGCAAUAACCUUCCCAUGAAAAGUUUAACUGGUAAACAGUUGUUCAACAUGUCACAGUAAAAUGGCAGCCUAUGCACUGUCUGCCCUGGAUAGCUUUCUGCACGGCAAUAAAUAGGAGGCAUUAAAUCUGGUUAUAGUCACAUAUCUAACAAUGGUAAGCAAUUGGGUUUUAGGCUUCAUCCUUUUGUCUUGCACAGAAAUGGGCCGUGAAGACAGCUUGCUCAUUAUCAAUGUUAACAGGUUAGUAAUUAUGUCAGGUUUAAUGAAAAUACACAAGUGGUAUUUCUGGCACUUUUUUCUCUUCCAUUUUAUAAAUAUGGUCUAUUAAACUUUCUA
Zootoca vivipara (common lizard) is the source of this 5681-nucleotide messenger RNA. It is a transcript of the gene STK32A, whose product is annotated as serine/threonine kinase 32A. Gene Ontology annotation, molecular function: G protein-coupled receptor binding; G protein-coupled receptor kinase activity; ATP binding. The record is from RefSeq and is a predicted model, not a curated record. Gene Ontology annotation, biological process: G protein-coupled receptor signaling pathway; protein phosphorylation; regulation of signal transduction. Lineage: Eukaryota; Metazoa; Chordata; Lepidosauria; Squamata; Lacertidae.